UGAGUUGUCUUUUACUGUGAAAGUCCAGAGCGGAUGUGGGCCUGUGGUUUCCCAGCGGUCUUCCUCCAGGUCCCCCGCAGUGCGUGGAACACUGAGGCCGAACAUGAGCGCUGCUGGCCGGGUUGUGUGCGCGCUGCUCCUCGGCCUCCUCUGGUGCUCCUGCUCCGGGGCCCGGGGCGGACUCCGGAUCCGGAUCCCGCCUCACGAGCAGCUGGCCCGGGUGGCCCGCUUCGUCUCGCACCAGUGUGACUGGGCCUCCAUGGCCACCAUCUCCUCUCACCCCCCCCUGGAGGGUCGACCCUUCUCCAACAGCUUGUCAGUGAGCGACGGGCCGCAGGGCUCCGGCUCCGGGGUGCCCUACAUGUACCUGACCCGCAUGGAGGUGUCGGUGCAGGACCUGCAGGUGAACCCCGCGGCGUCUCUGUCCAUGACCCUGGCUCAGACGGACUACUGUCGUCAGCAGAGCUACGACCCUCAGAGUCCGCUCUGCGCCCGGGUCCUCCUGUCGGGAUCCGUCGUCCAGGUCAACGACACGGAGGCGGAGUUUGCUAAGAAGUCUCUGUUCAGUCGACAUCCGGAGAUGAUUGAUUGGCCGACAGAUCACAACUGGUUCUUCGCCAAGUUCAACAUCACACAGGUGUGGGUGUUGGAUUAUUUCGGUGGCGUGAAGACCGUCACUCCGGAGGAGUAUUUCCAGGCGACGCCGUACGAGAAGCACCACUGAGCGUCGUCCCUCGAUGCUUCGUUUGUAGUUCUCAUGAUGUCACCACAGAUUUAAAUCGUACAUUUUCAAACAGGAAACAGGAAGUAGAUGUGUCGUCUUCUACGCCAUAAAGAUUAUCAGAAAUAAUAACAUGUUAAAAACGACCACAACUCUAUUUAUCAUACACAAGAUGAGGAACCUGUUUAUAUAUAUAUAUAAACAUAUACACUCUGCCGUGAAAUCUGAUCGAUCGUGUCUUAAUAUAUAUGUAUAUGUGUGCAGUGUUGGAGUUUGACCAAUGUGUGGCGCUGUUGCUCUGAUAAUGAAAGAUUCAAAACAUAAUUUAUCAUUUUUGUUCAGUGCUGAAGAAAAAAUAAUAUUUUCUUUAGUUUGACUAAAUUCACAUUAACAGGAUUAAACUGAGCGGAAGAUACAAAAGAUCAAAUGUUUGUUGGUUCAUGAGCAACUCGACAAACCAAGUUUAAUACAACAACGAUUUGAGGUGGAAAAUAUAAAACUUUAUAGGUUCUGACACUUUGACUGAAUCUGUUGUUUGUAAAAAUCAUUUUAUUUUCAAGCUGAAGUGAAACAUUUGAAUAAAAACUUUAUAUCUUU
This is a messenger RNA of Hippoglossus stenolepis (Pacific halibut), 1318 nucleotides long. RefSeq names its product cellular repressor of E1A-stimulated genes 1 (gene creg1). Bases 104 to 724 code for a protein of 206 amino acids. The transcript has 4 exons. Lineage: Eukaryota; Metazoa; Chordata; Actinopteri; Pleuronectiformes; Pleuronectidae. The record is from RefSeq and is a predicted model, not a curated record.